Messenger RNA from Bombus terrestris (buff-tailed bumblebee), 2067 nucleotides. Its product is annotated as protein unzipped. NCBI's taxonomy places the organism in Eukaryota, Metazoa, Arthropoda, Insecta, Hymenoptera, Apidae. The coding region runs from base 272 to 1690 and encodes 472 amino acids. The record is from RefSeq and is a predicted model, not a curated record. The transcript is spliced from 5 exons.
CUAGGAUAUUCAUAUCUCGCCAUUUGUAUCAGUUCCUUUUCGGUGAUCGGUUUCGUUAUAUUACAAUCUGUUACCUCGUGAUGCAAUCACAUUUAAAAGAAAUACAAAUUCACGUGUUGUCGCUUUUAUCACUUAGUACCAGCCAACUUACCGUAUUACGGUAAUAACUAUAAAAUCGCAAAUAAACGACUGUUUGUACGUUCGUUUCAUAAACACAGGGUGUCUCAAUAAUCACGGUAAAAAUGGCAAGGGAGUGAUCCUACGUGAAGAGAUGUCUUGGCAAAGGGUUUGCCUCGCUGUUGGACUGUUCGGUGUCCUGUUGUUGCUGACGAAUGCAGACAACAGCGUGCACAUUCUGUCAAAGUAUCAGCAAUUGGUCACCUCGACCGCUCUGAACUGGCUUCCCCGUGCUUACUACGAUUCAUCCAAGGAAAUAGUCAUCGGCGGUUUUGCGAUCGAAGAAUCAGAAGACAACUCGUUCAACAAUCAAGCGGAGAAAUCGGAGAGAAGAAGGCCCCUGUACGUAUGCAGAGUACUGCACACGGCCGUCUGGGUGGCUGGCACUCAGAAGGGUGACGAUCAACGAUGCACAGUGACGAUUCACGGUAACGUGCAGUCGUACGACAAAUACGACCUGUUAGAAAAUGUGGAUAGUGCAGCCCGCGUCAACUGGGAGCACUGGGACAAAUACAAGAACACACCGGUUGGUGCCGUGGCUAUGGAGAAGAUGUUCAUUGCGCGCCAUCCGGCGAAAACUGACAAAAAUACGUCAUCGCCGAGAUACACCCAUUAUAUCGGCACCUUGAAUAAGCGUAUUCUUGGGAGUAUCAGCUACGUCAAAGACGAUGGUACCGAAGAAACCGCAAAGGAUGGUGAUGUCCUAGUCGAGACGGAACCGACCUCCUACGAUUUGGAAAACGUUAAAUUGAAUUGGCCUAAAAUGCGAGUGGUUAAUCGUACAUCCCUUGAACUUGACAACGCGACUAUCAUUAAUGAUGGAACGGAAAAUGCGACAAUAGCGAAAGCUUUUGGUUACAAGUACAAAUAUUCCAUUUACUGGGGUCAAGGCCAUGCCAUACUAAAAGGCUUAAACACAUUAAUUAAAUUGACGAACGGUACGGCUUUGUCGAAUAUAAUGUGGGGCACAAAGGAAACUAGCAAUAAUACCGACAUAUACACGGUAAAAAUUAAUCUCCUGCCCGGUACAGGAAUAAACGUGAGUCUGGUAGCGAACUACACCUCCAUGGAGGUACCCUAUUCCGGAAAAUUAAUUUCCCAUUACGAGGAUGGAGAGACGAGGUCUCGCCAGAUAAGCGGCAUUCGCGCCGAAGAGAGCAUGUUCGAUGUAAAACCCAUAUUCGGACCCAUUUAUUUCCUUGCCAAUUAUAGUCUAGUUCCUACCACCACCAUACCACCUACCACGGAACCGAGCACCACCGCAACCCCGCAGAACGUAAGCAACGACGUUCGACAGGACUACGGUACGGAAGAGAGCGAGCAUCAUGAUGAGAACAUGAUCAUACCACGGAAGAAAUCGGAUCUGUCUAACAUGCAGAGCGAUGACGGUGGACCGUUGUCGCUGAAGAACAAGGUAGAGGUGACGUACUCCGGAGCGUCGUCUCUUCUUAGAUUAAACGUAGGAUUGCCUUUAUUAAUUUCGUUACUGACGGUGGUCAAUAAAAUUACGUGAAAAGAUCAAUGAUUCCGAGAGUAUCCUAAGCCCUAAGUUGCAAUAGUAAUAUAUUCGUAGAGGAAAAAAAAUAAUGUCCAGAGAUUAUCACAAAACGCAGACAAAAAAAAAUCGUAAAAAAAAGACAAAAAAGGAAAUAGCGAAAAAAAGGUAAAAAAAAAAAAAAAAUAGAUGAAUUGAAUACAAAUACACACAAGAUGUUGCUGUAAUUUCGUACAUAUAGCCCAGUAUGUAACGAAAUUAAAAAAAGCUACCUUGGUUAUAAAUCGCUGAUCAAGUCAGACCGCGAUGUCAACGCUGACAUAAUGCUUGCCUUUCGAAGAUGAAUAAAAAAAAAUACUUCAUAUUUAAUAUAUAUAUAUAUAUAUAUAUAUAUA